ACUUGUCUUAUCUGGAGGGCACCGACAGGGGGCAGUAACGAUUUUAUUACUCAGUCUGAGGGACCGCAAAAGCGACGUGUGCUUUCAGUGGAGCUGUUCGGCUUCGAGUGAACUGCUCUGUUUGUACAGAACAACAUGGUGCUGUUAGAAAACGACGCGUUUCUCACUGAACUCACGCGCCUCUUCCAGAAGUGCAGGACCAGCGGCAGCGUGGUGAUCACCUUAAAGAAAUAUGACGGAAGAACAAAGCCGGUGCCAAGAAAAGGCCACCCAGAGACAUUCGAUCCAGCCGACAAUAAAUGUCUCAUCCGGGCAUCAGAUGGCAAGAAGAAAAUUAGCACAGUGGUGAGCACUAAAGAAGUAAUAAAAUUUCAGAUGGCGUACUCCAAUUUAUUGAGAGCACACAUGGACGGCUUAAAGAAGAAAGACAAGAAGAGUAAAAGUAAGAAGACUAAAGCUACACAGUGAAUGAAAAAAAAAAAUCCCAAGUAGAGAGAGGAGCUGUUCAUUCAGCCAGACCACCUGACAUCCAGUACUCACCCGUGCCCUGACCUCGACAGCUUCAUGGCAGCUGUGUGGCACUCUAAAGGAACCAAAGGAGUGGACGUUGUUUUAUCUGCCCGAAUAUUAUCUUGACAUCGUCCCUGUUUGGAACUGUUUGCUCGGUCAAGAUUUUGCCACAAUCAUCGGGUAUAAGUCGGUGGUGCCAUAUGAUGUUGCUGUCUUUGAUUUCAAGCUACUUCUUCCUUUUUAAAUUUUUUUUUAAAUAAACUUUCGUUGUUUUUUUUUUUAUUCGUCUUAAAACAAUCACUAGCAUCUGCUCCUUGUGUCAUACGUUUGUCUAUAAAUGUCCAGGAUACAACGUACAGAUUUGUUUUUGACUUGAGUAUUUACAAUACUGUAAAUACUCUUGACUUGAGUAUUUACAUUUUUAUGCUGCGAGAUACUUUUGUUUAUUACUAGAGUUUUCCCUAAAUAAUUUGUCCCAAUCGAUAUUUGUGCCUUGAUGACACUUUUUGCUCCCUUUUCUGCGUUUUGUCACAAACCAAGGCAACAAAAUGGAUUUCUAGGUUUACAGUUUAUGUAGUUUCUGUUGUUGGCCCAAACCGUGCAAUGAGAAGCAUCACAAUGUUUAGAUGAGCUGUUAACUUAUUUUGAGUUCAAAUUAAAUAAAUAUCCCAGUCCA
Tachysurus vachellii is the source of this 1186-nucleotide messenger RNA. RefSeq names its product signal recognition particle 14 (gene srp14). Gene Ontology annotation, biological process: SRP-dependent cotranslational protein targeting to membrane. Lineage: Eukaryota; Metazoa; Chordata; Actinopteri; Siluriformes; Bagridae. The record is from RefSeq and is a predicted model, not a curated record. Bases 136 to 468 code for a protein of 110 amino acids. Gene Ontology annotation, molecular function: 7S RNA binding; endoplasmic reticulum signal sequence receptor activity. Gene Ontology annotation, cellular component: signal recognition particle, endoplasmic reticulum targeting. The transcript has 5 exons.